AUGGAGGGGGCGACUAGAGGGUCUGCCUGGCCGCGGCAGUGGCUGCGGCACCUGAGUAAGUUGCUGCCGCGCAGCGACCUCCCGGGCGCCAAUCAGCCCACGCCGUUCAACUUGAACCGCUAUGUGCUUCUUGUCUUUUACAUUGUGUGCGGGUGCACGACCGGGGCGAUCUACUUUGGGUGGCCGGCGAUGGCGUCGCUGAUCUUCCACAAUGAGGGCUUCUCCACGCUGUGCAGCAGGGACCCCGUCACGGGUGAGUUUUCACCGGACUUGAGACAGCAAGGCGAAAUCUUCAUCUGCGAUGCGCAAGACGCAGCGGUGCAGAGACUGUUCACGCUGGCGGGGUCGCUCUGCUGCGUCAUGAGUGCGUGCGGAGGGGCGCUCAUGGACUUUGUUGGGCCCAAGUGGGCAAUGUGCCUGGGGCAGUCCCUGUCGCUCGCGGGUUGGCUGCUGCUCGCCUUUUCGCAGGCCUCGCCCGCGACGUACACUGCCGCCCUGGCGCUCAUCGGCUUGGGAACGGACUCGGGGUUUCUGCCUGUGAUGUGCGUCACGCGCCUCUUCCCCGGUUCCGCGGGGUUGAUCAUCACGAUUCUCAGUUCGGCGUCGUCGGCGAGCUCUGCGGUCCCCGCAGUGCUCGCACCGUUUGUCGAGACCCAGGGGGCAAGUCUGCGAACGGUUGCGCUGUGCUACGUCGGCGUCGGACCGAUUCUCAGCAUCCUCGUUGCGCUGUUCCUUGUGCCUACGCACAACUACCUGGUCGACUGCGACGUGCCAGACGCUGCGACGCAGCACGCGAAGCGCGGCGGGCGCGCAGUCGACACUUUCUCGGAAAAAGCUACGCGUCGCCGCGACCUCGAGGCGGGCGGCGCGGAUCUGUGUCUGUCGGGCGACACUCGACGGCAGUCGAGCUGCAAGUCGGCAGCGUCGCUGUCCGUCGUGACGAGUUUGGCCAUCGGCGACAAGUCUGUCAGCGACGAUGCGCGCGCGCUGGGAGGGCCUGCCACCGGAAAGCGCGCCGCUUGUGGAGCAGAUACAGGCGCCUACGCAGAGAUCCAGUCUGAGGUUGCGACGCCCCCCGCCGGGCCUGAAGGCGCAGAGGGCGACGAACUGGCCUGCGUGGCGACAGACGACUCUGAAACUGCAACAGAAGGCACGUGGUCUGUCGAGGGGGAACUGCGGAGCGAGGUCCCUGCGACCGCGGCACUCAAAGACAAGGUGCGCGAGAAGUUUUCCGAUGCAGAGUACGUGGCGGCGAUCGGCGCCGAAGAGGAGGCGGAGCUAUGCGUCUGCGGCGCGCUGCGAGCGGCGGCGCCGUCGCCAAAACUUCAGGACGACAGGGGUGACACCUCAGGUCUGCGCCCGUUUCUGAAGCAGGUGUUUUCGGAGCGCUAUCUGCUUGUAGUGGUGUAUUUCAUCGGCGUGGCGUGGGGCGGGACGUUCUAUACACAGGCCCCGCGGCGCAUGUUUCCUGACUCCGUCGUCGAUUUCAUGGAGAUUAUCCAGCCGUUGAGCUUCAUUCCGUGCGUCAUUCUCGGAAAGCUUGCAGACUGCUUCGGCAUUGUAAAGAUCAUGGCUGUUGUGAACACCUGCGGGCUGCUGAUGUAUUUGACGUCGAUGAUUCGCGUGCACGAUGCAUUUGGGUACGUUUCUGUCACGUUCUACGCACUGUACAUGUCACUUUUCGCGAGCCAAGCUUUCGUGUACAUUGAAGCAACGUUUUCUGCGCAAUUCUUUGGUAAACUCAUCGGCCUGACAGUCAUGUGCGGCGGCCUCCUGUCUUUGCUGACGAACUGCAUGUACGAAGGCGUGGUGAUUCGCAUUGGCAAAGGCGACCCGUUCUUCAUGCAGAUCGCAAUGACUAUCCUUAUGGCGAUUCAGUACAUAUGGCUUGGCAUUCUUUUGUGGCUCCACCAGAAAAAUCCGCAUCCGUACCGUCAGUUUGUUCGCCGCUCCUCAGUCGACCACACUUCCGAGGGAGAGGCCUCCGUGUGCAUGGUGUCAUCGAACGACGCCUGUAGGAAGCCCAGCGACAAAAGUUUUGGCAGUACCGUGUUCAUGACGUCAACCACGUGA
This is a messenger RNA of Besnoitia besnoiti, 2073 nucleotides long. RefSeq names its product putative amino acid transporter. The transcript has a single exon. Bases 1 to 2073 code for a protein of 690 amino acids. The record is from RefSeq and is a predicted model, not a curated record. NCBI's taxonomy places the organism in Eukaryota, Apicomplexa, Conoidasida, Eucoccidiorida, Sarcocystidae.